This is a messenger RNA of Plasmodium knowlesi strain H, 1551 nucleotides long. RefSeq names its product coproporphyrinogen-III oxidase, putative. The transcript has 2 exons. The record is from RefSeq and is a predicted model, not a curated record. The coding region runs from base 1 to 1551 and encodes 516 amino acids. Gene Ontology annotation, cellular component: cytoplasm. Lineage: Eukaryota; Apicomplexa; Aconoidasida; Haemosporida; Plasmodiidae. Gene Ontology annotation, molecular function: coproporphyrinogen oxidase activity.
AUGAAAGAUGAGCCAUCUCCCAAUGAAAAAUUCCGCAACUGUUGGGAAAAUCUACUAAAGCUCGAGCAGAACAAUAUAUGCAGUUUAUUCGAGUCAUUAGAUACAAUAAAGUUUCGUGAAGAGACAUGGACGAAGAAAAACUCGAAGAAGAAAAAAAUAGGAUCAGGAAUAACGAGGAUCCUAGAAAAUGGACAAGUAUUUGAAAAAUGUGCCGUGAACUACUCGUGCGUAUAUGGAACUAUUGACAGAGAGACUGCCAAGCAGAUGUGCGUGAAUCAAUACAAUAAAGAAUACAUCAAUAGUAAGGAAAUUUGUUAUACCGAAGAUCUGAACCAAGUUAUUUCUCGCAUCAUAAACAAUGGGGGGUUAAAAAUAGUUCGAGAGAAAUACAAGUACUAUGCUUCUGGGUUGUCUAUCAUUGCGCACCCCGUGAACCCUAAUGCACCCUCCAUCCAUAUGAAUUUUCGCUUUUUCCAAGUAUUCAUCAAAACCGGGCGUAAAAAAAAGAAAAACACUCCAUCUGCGAAUGGUACCAAUACGGCAUAUAGGAACGCUGGCGUAGCCGGUAGCGUCAGCGCCAACACAUACCCCGCUACCAAUAAAGGAUGCCAAAAUGGACAGAUCGCCAAUGUAAAUGCAGGUGCUGGUAGCGCGAGCACUGCGAAGAGUCAUAUAGAUAGUAACUACCGAAGUUUGAAACAUUGGUUUGGGGGAGGAUGCGACUUAAGUCCCAGUUAUAUUUUCCCAGAAUUAUUCAUCCACUUUCAUCACUCAUUUAAGGUAGUGUGCGAUAAGUAUAAUCACUUAUUUUACAAGUAUUUCAAAAAAUGGUGUGACAUGUAUUUUCGAAUUAGGCACAGAAAUAUGAGCAGAGGGAUUGGCGGGAUAUUUUUUGACAAUUUAUUGGACAACACUAUAAAGGCAAAAAUAAAAGGGAAAAUUAAAAAUGGCAAAGCGAGGGAAUUGCAAAAUAUAAGCAUGAACCUUAGCAACAUAAAUGGCAAUAACGUCAAUGCUAACUAUAAUAACAGUCAUACGAAUAAAAAACUUCCGUCGGAUGAAAGGCCAUGUAAAUGCCACAGCUGUAACCCCAUCAUGGAUAACAGCUACAGAAUGAUAUUCCUAUUUGUCCAGGAGUGCAUCAUAAAUUUUCGUAAAUCCUACCUCUAUAUUCUCGCCCAGACAAUUCAUUGUAAGUAUGACGACAACAUGCUUAAUUGGCAACGUGUAUGUCGAGGCAGAUACACAGAGUUCAAUUUAUUAUAUGACCGAGGUACUAAGUUUGGACUAGAAUUAAAUACUUACAAAACUUAUAAGAGAAAAAAAGAAUCCGACAAAAUUGAAAAUUAUGCUUCCACCUUUUUGAAGGAUGAAGUUUUUUCGGAACAGAAUUCUGACUACUUUUCAGAUGAGCAUGAGAAAAUUGACAACGUUUUUUCCUCUCUCCCCCUCAAGUGUGAAUUUUUUUACAAGUACAAAAUUGUGAAGUACUCCCGCGAGCAUGAGACGCUGCAGGUAUUGAAGCAUCCGAAGAGGUGGGUCGAGUACUAG